AUGGAGCAAACAGUGAAGUCUUUGAGAAUACUCGUUACUGGGGGUGCCGGCUUUUUAGGAUCCAAUUUGAUCGAGUAUCUCCUUGCGCAAGGACACGAGGUGGUCGGUAUUGAUAAUUUCGAAAAUGUAUCGCCGCAAAAUUUGGAUUACGUCGCAGAUCAUCCGAGAUUUAAUUUCGUGAAGCAUGACAUACAGUCUCCUCUGGAUUUUGUAGGGGAAAUCGACCAGAUUUAUAACCUGGCAUGUCCAGCAAGUCCAAUUCAGUAUCAAAAGAAUCCCGUGUCGACCUUGAGAACAUGCUUUAUUGGUGUGGACAAUCUUUUGAAUCUUGCACAGUCCAGAGGCAUUCGAAUUCUUCACACUAGUACAUCCGAGGUCUACGGCGACCCUCAUAUUAACCCACAGCCUGAGAGUUAUUGGGGAAACGUUAAUCCAUUCGGUCCCCGAUCUUGCUAUGAUGAAGGAAAGCGAGUGGCAGAGGCACUCUGUUACGCCUACCGAGAGCAGCACGGCAUCGAUAUUCGAAUUGCCCGUAUAUUCAAUACGUACGGGCCGCGUAUGAGUAGCAGCGAUGGUCGAGUAGUUUCGAGUUUCAUUGCUGCUGCGUUGGAGGGCAAGGAGUUAGAAAUCACUGGCGACGGCACAUCCACUCGAUCCUUCCAAUACGUCACGGACUGUGUCGAGGGACUCGUUGCGCUCAUGAACAGCGACUACAAUAACGGGCCUAUGAACAUUGGCAAUGAUGAAGAGUUUACGAUCCAACAGCUUGCUGAAAUUGUCGUGGAGCUUGUUGUGGAGAUGACGGGGAAGCCCAAGGUCACAAUCGUUCAUCGUCCUCCAGUUGUAGACGACCCAACAGUGCGACGGCCGCAAAUCACGUUAGCACGGGAAACACUUCGUUGGAGGCCAACUGUUCAACUGCGAGAGGGAUUGCGCAAGACAAUCCAGUGGCACAUAGAGCAGGGAGGUAUUUCCAGAGCGAAAUAA
This is a messenger RNA of Penicillium canariense, 987 nucleotides long. RefSeq names its product UDP-glucuronic acid decarboxylase family protein. The coding region runs from base 1 to 987 and encodes 328 amino acids. NCBI's taxonomy places the organism in Eukaryota, Fungi, Ascomycota, Eurotiomycetes, Eurotiales, Aspergillaceae. The transcript has 4 exons. The record is from RefSeq and is a predicted model, not a curated record. Gene Ontology annotation, biological process: D-xylose metabolic process. Gene Ontology annotation, cellular component: cytoplasm. Gene Ontology annotation, molecular function: UDP-glucuronate decarboxylase activity; NAD+ binding.